This is a messenger RNA of Procambarus clarkii (red swamp crayfish), 792 nucleotides long. The record is from RefSeq and is a predicted model, not a curated record. Lineage: Eukaryota; Metazoa; Arthropoda; Malacostraca; Decapoda; Cambaridae.
AUGUUCUCAAGGGUUUGGCCGCCCACACCCCGCCCUGCACGCCCACACCCCGCCCACACCCCGCCCUGCACGCCCACACCCCGCCCUGCACGCCCACACCCCGCCCUGCACGCCCACACCCCGCCCUGCACGCCCACACCCCGCCCUGCACGCCCACACCCCGCCCUGCACACCCACACCCCGCCCUGCAUGCCCACACCCCGCCCUGCACGCCCACACCCCGCCCUGCACGCCCACACCCCGCCCUGCAUGCCCACACCCCGCCCUGAACGCCCACACCCCACCCUGCAUGCCCACACCCCGCCCUGCACGCCCACACCCCGCCCUGCAUGCCCACACCCCGCCCUGCACUCUCACACCCCGCCCUGCACGCCCACACCCCGCCCUGCACGCCCACACCCCGCCCUGCACGCCCACACCCCGCCCUGCAUGCCCACACCCCGCCCUGCACGCCCACACCCCGCCCUGCACGCCCACACCCCGCCCUGCGCGCCCACACCCCGCCCUGCACGCCCACACCCCGCCCUGCAUGCCCACACCCCGCCCUGCACGCCCACACCCCGCCCUGCAUGCCCACACCCCGCCCUGCACGCCCACACCCCGCCCUGCACGCCCACACCCCGCCCUGCGCGCCCACACCCCGCCCUGCACGCCCACACCCCGCCCUGCAUGCCCACACCCCGCCCUGCACGCCCACACCCCGCCCUGCACGCCCACACCCCGCCCUGCACGCCCACACCCCGCCCUGCACGCCCACACCCCGCCCUGCACGCCCACACCCCGCCCAUAUAA